AUGUCAGGACACCACUGCAUCACCCUUGCCGCCAACCCCCCCUGUUUCGAUGGAGACAAGUCCAAAUAUAUGGGCUUUGUGGACUCGUGCACCACCUACAUUGGUGCCUAUUGGUCGGAAUUCUUGCAGGAUGAGACAAAAAUUCUCUUCAUCCUCUCCUACCUCUGCAACAAGGCUGGCACAAGCUGCGCCGCCUCGAGAUGGGCAAUGAACUGGAAGCAGCGCAACUUCAAAAGCCUCAAUGGACUGAAGGCUGGGAACAAACAAUCCUUUGCGGAUUAUAUCUCCGACUUUGAGAUGCUGGCUGUGGACGUGGGGUACAAUGUGGUCACCACCACCAAUGACAAGGGCGAGUACAAGAAGGGGGAUCAGGACAACAUCCUCAUCAAGUUCCUCAAGCACGGGCUGAGCAGCAAGAUCUCAAGUUGCCUCUACAACACUGGUGUCCCUUUGCCCAAGAUGUAUGGUGCCUUCAAGGACUGGUAUGUCAACAUCAAGGCAAACGCUCUGCGUGAUCAGCUGCGCAAAGCAUCGCAUGGGCACUCCACGCCACAACCACCUCCCCAAUUUUGCCCUCAGGCAGCCCCAACAAUGCCUGCACCUGCUCCAACCCAACCCACUGCCAACAAACCGGUUCCGAUGGAAAUCGAUUGCACCCAUGCCUGGGGCCGCAGUAUCAUUUGCUACAACUGUCAGCAGCCUGGGCACAUCACGCGGAACUGCCCGGAGCCGAGGAAGAAGCGCACGUUCUUCAAUAGGGCCACAAUGCUUGAAGAGAUCAAGAACGGGGACAAGGACAACAAGUUCCUGAAGGAGAUUGCUGAGAAACUGCGCGAGAAGGGUUUUUGA
Mycena citricolor is the source of this 849-nucleotide messenger RNA. The record is from the annotation of a GenBank genome assembly. NCBI's taxonomy places the organism in Eukaryota, Fungi, Basidiomycota, Agaricomycetes, Agaricales, Mycenaceae.